UCUGAAUGUGGAUUUAAUAAGCGGCAAGCCGUGUAUAUGUGGAGCCAUAAUGGCGGCUUCAGGGUUUUAGUUUCGUAGCUGAUAGUUGCUAGUCUUUGCCCCGCCCACUUAGUAGACACGUGUGUUUUAAGUUUGCAGCAUGGCUUCAUUGGCUAAGAAAAGGGCAGUAGGUUUUGGUGAAAAACCCGAGGAAAGUGACAACAGCUCCGAUGAGAAUCCAGAGGAGGAAGACGAUUCCGGAGAAGAGGACAGUGAGGCGUCAGAUGAGGAAAUUAAUGAGGAGGUCGUUGUAGACUUUGAAGCUCACACCAUCUCAGACAAUGACUUCAACGGCAUAAAGAAGCUGCUGCAGCAGCUUUUCUUAAAAGCUCAUGUGAAUACAUCAGAGAUGACAGACAUCAUCAUCCAACAAAAUCAUGUUGGAAGUGUCGUCAAGCAAGCUGAGGUGCCCGAAGACAGCGACGAUGAUGACGACCCAAAUGAAGUGUUUGGCUUCAUCACCAUGCUCAACCUCACAGAGAGAAAGGGUGUACAAUGUGUGGAGGAGGUGAAGGAGCUGAUUGUGGAUCAGUGUGAGAAGAAUGCUUCUCAUAUUGUGACAGAACAGCUGGAGAAGAUCUUUAAUGAUAACAGCAAGCCUGUGGGGCUGCUGCUAAGUGAGCGCUUCAUCAAUGUGCCUCCACAGAUUGCCCUUCCACUGCACAAACAGCUCCAGGAAGAAAUCGCUGAAGCUCAGAGGACAAAUAAGCCCAGUGGGAGGUGCCACUACUGCCUGAUUAUCAGCAAGACCUGUAGAGAAGAGACCAAGAGCAUCCCAGCCACAGGAGGAGCUCCCAAAGAGGAAUACAUGUUUGUCAAUGCAGAGGAGGAAUUCUUUUAUGAGCAAGCCAUCUUGAAGUUCCACUACACAGUCCAAGAAGAGGCAGACUCCUGUUUAAGUGGGAGGUGGUCAUUUACGGAUGUGCCCAUGAAGCCUUUUAGGACUGUGAUGCUGAUACCCACAGACAGAAUGCCUGCCAUCAUGGAGAAACUCAAAGAAUAUCUAUCAGUGUGACCUUCACAAUAAACCAAGACACCUAUGGACACAGUGACAGCUUUCAAGCUUCUGAAAAACAUUCAGUAUAUUCAAUUUUUGUACAGUUGACUUUAGGAAUGCGUGUAUUCAUAUUUAGAAUAUGUAGGGCGAUAGUUUACCCAUUUUUAGAAAUUUUAAAGACAGUUUGUACAAAUUGUAAAGACAUAGGGAAUAAUCGCAUACUUGAAUACUGGAAGAAACUACAUGCAACUGCAUAUCAAAGGUGUUUA
This is a messenger RNA of Maylandia zebra (zebra mbuna), 1305 nucleotides long. RefSeq names its product BRCA2 and CDKN1A interacting protein (gene bccip). The record is from RefSeq and is a predicted model, not a curated record. Gene Ontology annotation, cellular component: nucleus. Lineage: Eukaryota; Metazoa; Chordata; Actinopteri; Cichliformes; Cichlidae.